Ricinus communis (castor bean) is the source of this 1136-nucleotide messenger RNA. RefSeq names its product 2-phytyl-1,4-beta-naphthoquinone methyltransferase, chloroplastic. Gene Ontology annotation, molecular function: 2-phytyl-1,4-naphthoquinone methyltransferase activity. The coding region runs from base 48 to 812 and encodes 254 amino acids. The record is from RefSeq and is a predicted model, not a curated record. Lineage: Eukaryota; Viridiplantae; Streptophyta; Magnoliopsida; Malpighiales; Euphorbiaceae. The transcript has 9 exons. Gene Ontology annotation, biological process: phylloquinone biosynthetic process.
UGACAUCACAAUAUCCGGAAACUUUUUUUUGGAUAAAUAAUAUUGACAUGGCUUCACUUCAGCUCAGCUUUUGCUCUUAUAGAUCGAUGUUUGGGUUCAGAUAUAGACCAGUUCGAUGCAGUAACGAACGCCAGGCAUUGUUUAAUCGCAUUGCUCCUGUUUAUGAUAAUUUGAAUGAUUUGUUGAGUUUGGGUCAGCAUCGGAUUUGGAAAAGAAUGGCUGUAUCAUGGACUGAGGCAAAAAUGGGAGAUAGCGUGUUGGAUUUGUGUUGUGGAAGUGGGGAUUUAGCAUUUAUUUUGUCUGAGAAAGUUGGCUCCAUUGGCAAGGUGACUGGUGUUGAUUUCUCAAAGGAGCAGCUAUUGAUUGCUUCAUCUCGGCAACAGUUGCUUUCAAGGGACUGCUACAAGAACAUAGAGUGGAUUGAGGGUGAUGCAACUGACUUGCCAUUUUUUGAUUGUCACUUUGAUGCUAUUACCAUGGGUUACGGGCUACGGAAUGUAAUAGAUAAGCGUAAGGCCAUGCAGGAGAUGUUUCGUGUCCUAAAACCAGGUGCCAAAGCAUCUGUUCUUGACUUCAACAAGAGUAAUCAGCCAUUUGUUGCGUCCUUUCAGGAAUGGAUGAUCGACAAUGUUGUCGUUCCUGUGGCAUCUGGUUAUGGCCUUGCAAAAGACUACGAAUACUUGAAGAGCUCAAUCAGAGAAUUUUUAACAGGGAAAGAGUUAGAGGAACUUGCUUUAGAAGCAGGAUUUUCUACUGCCAGACAUUAUGAGAUCAGUGGAGGCUUAAUGGGGAACCUUGUAGCCACACGCUAGGUGCAAACUGGAGAUCUUUAUCUGUUUGAGGUUUGAACUAGAUAUCAAAACUCUCCCUCUUUCGGUCAUCUUGGAUGGAAAGAACUAUGUUGUACAGUUGCUAUUGAUGCUGAAAGGCCAGCAUUAAGGGGAUACCAAGGGUCUUCACAUGUAUCAUUAAGUUCCAUGGUUUUUUCAUCUAUGAAAGGGGGAUUAGUUGGUGCAGGGAGGUGCUCCUCUGUUGUUAUCAUCUGUAGCGCCUUUGCCAUUGUUGGUCUAAGUGAUGGUAUUUCUUGUGUACACAGAAGUCCUAUAUUCACUAUUCUGAAAACAUCAUUCUUGACA